GGUGCUUCCCCAUUUUCGGUAGGAAAAUCCACGCCCACUAUCGACAUUAAUUUGUUCCAUGCCUCCACCGGCCAUGUCAACGAAUUCUUGAUGCGUGAAACGGCCAAGCAGCAGGGCGUACGAUUGGUGGGGGAGAUGCAGCCGUGUGUGGGCUGCGUGGAAGCGAAGGGUAGGCGGGCCCCGGUGCCGCGGCGUGGCACCCGCGCGGCGGUACCGUUCGGCAAAAUCCACAUCGACCUCACGGGCCCGUUCUCUGACGCGUUGGACGGCUCCCGGUAUCUGAUCAUGUUCGUGGACAGCGCAUCGCGGUGGCAACGGGGGUACGGGAUGCGGGCCAAGAGCGACACCCUGAAGUUCGUGCAGCGGUUUCUCGCCGACAUGAACGGCAUGGGCACUCCGGGGUGUUUCCGCAUGGACAACGGCGGCGAGUUCACCGGCUCCGCGUUCACCUCGUUCUGCGACGCUGCUGGCAUUCGGCGCGAGUACACCGCCCCCGACACCCCCAAGCAAAACGCGGUGGUCGAGAGCGCCAUUUGGCGCGCCAUGAAGGGGGGCCACGCCGCUCGCCGCCACAUCCUCGCCAUGGGCCACGUCGACCUCUCCUCCGUCCCCAACGUCGGCGUCAACGGACAUCGCCUGUGGCUCGCGUCGGCGCUGUGGGCAUCCGCCUGCUUCAACCGCUCGGCGACGAAGGCCAACCUGGGCUGAAUGUCUCCGUUUGAGGCGUUCUUCGACCGGAAACCGCCCCUCACCGUCGUCCCUUUUUUCCAGGAGGGGAUGAUGCGCGUGAAGCGGGCUACCAAGGCGGACGUCCAAUCCGCGCGGUGCUUCUACUUGCACGGCGCCAACAACCACUCGACGUCUACCGC
This is a messenger RNA of Ectocarpus sp. CCAP 1310/34, 869 nucleotides long. NCBI's taxonomy places the organism in Eukaryota, Phaeophyceae, Ectocarpales, Ectocarpaceae. The record is from the annotation of a GenBank genome assembly.